Molecule: messenger RNA, 2072 nt
Organism: Andrographis paniculata
Lineage: Eukaryota; Viridiplantae; Streptophyta; Magnoliopsida; Lamiales; Acanthaceae
Exons: 10
Coding region: 63-1166 (367 amino acids)
Biological process (GO): tRNA pseudouridine synthesis
Molecular function (GO): pseudouridine synthase activity; RNA binding
Source: RefSeq, a predicted model, not a curated record
UCUUUGUUAAACCCUAACACUCCUCAACGGUCAAAAAUCAAAAGUGCAGUGAAGUUCCCCCAAUGACAGACGAGAAAUCCAGCUCCUCCAAACCAUCGAGCCAUCACCGCUCAGAAUCCCCGGAACGCCCUUCCAAGGUGGCGAGGUUCGACGCUGGCGGCGAGGAAGAGGACGGAUCCGAGGCCGAGGGAGAGUUUGUUGAGAAAAUUAUGAUUCCCAAGCCUGGAAUGCAGAGAUACUUAGUUGCGGUUGAGUACAUCGGCACUCGUUUCUCCGGCGCGCAAAAGCAGCCCAACUGUAGAACUGUCGUCGGUGUUCUAGAGGCGUUUCGAAAAUUUAUCGGGCAGCCAGUUUCGAUAUUCUGCUCGAGUAGGACAGAUGCAGGAGUUCAUGCCUUGUCAAAUGUGUGCCAUGUAGAUGCUCAGAGGAUCAGCAAACGAAAGCCUGAUGAAGUGUUACCGCCUCAUGAACCUUCAGUGGUCAAGAGAGCUGUCAAUCAUUUCUUACAGAAGAAUGAUGGUGAUAUAAUGGUGGUGGAUGUUCGGUGUGUUCCUGCUGAUUUCCAUGCUCGAUAUAAAGCUCAGGAACGCACGUACUUCUAUAGACUGCUGUCAGGUUCAGAACCUCUAUCAGCUUUUGAGAAAGAUCGAGCAUGGCAUAUUCCCGAGGAACUUGAUGUUUUAUCUAUGCGGAAAGCAUGCCGAUUGCUCGUCGGACGUCAUGAUUUUAGUUCAUUCCGGGCUGCUGCAUGUCAGGCUAAAUCGCCGAUAAGAACUUUGGAGGAGCUGACUGUUACUGAGGUUGCUUCAAGCCCAUAUUUUCCUACUAUAAUGGAGAGGACCCACUAUGAUGGCAACAUGGAAGGUACAUUCCCGAGCUCAGAGGUCGAUACUCCUGACUCUAUGCUCAAAACACAGAAUUAUGGCCAAGAAUUUGGUGUAAGGAGAAGACACCAUUGCGUGGUAGUUACUGCACGGGCUCGUUCCUUCCUCUACCAUCAGGUUAGAUUGCUUGUCGGGGUUCUGAAGGCCGUAGGAACGGGCAACAUCUCGGUUUCUGAUGUUGAACGAAUAUUGGAAGCGAAGGAUGUCGCAGCUGCAAGUCCAAUGGCGCCGGCAUGCGGUCUCUACCUUGGACAUGUCAAGUACGAUCUCCCUUCGAGCUAGUUUUUUCAUGCAUUGAAAAGGAAACACGCAAACAAGCAUUGCCGAGUAAAUUUGGAUUAAAAUUUAAUGGUUUAGAUUAAACAAGGGUAUGAUAGUUUUUUUAAUUUAAUUUUUAGAGUGCGAAAUUUCAAAUUAAUUUAGGAUUAAUUUCUCCCAUUCCUGCUCGUACCACUUAUCUUUCUUUGAAUCAUCACCAAUUUCUUCUUCCAAUUCCAAUUGCCGGAGCCCUCUAGCCGUGUCGCCGACAACUGACAUCUCUCUCUCCUUUCUUCUGCUCUCUCCACCAUCGAUUACAGUCACCCCCUUCUUCCAUUCUUUUCGGCAACCAUUAUGCCUCAUCAUCGAUAUCAAUAUCCAAAUUUUGUUUGUCAUCGUAGUCGUUGUGAAUAUUGUAGUUCCGUAUGCUUAACACUUCAAUUAAAAAUGUGCAAAUACUGACAGAUAAAAUCCAAAAUGCUUACAGUAAAUUAAGUAAUAAUAUGUUUUUUGGUUGCAUGUAGUAUAUGAUUUAGAUUGAGAAUGAAAAUACUAUUGCUCAUAAAAGUAAAAUGAAGUUGGUUAAGGAUUGGAAAUGACUAUGUAGGAUGCUAAAAAAUAUCAAACAAGCUUAUCAAAUUUUGUGUCUGUAUAAUAUAAUAUGAAUUGUUUCCUCAAAAUAUUAACCAGAAGAAUGAGAAAUUAUUGUUAUACCCCUAAGUCAAUACAAGCCAUUAGAUUAUAAAAUACUCCCUCCAGCCGUCGUCCCAAAUAUCCUGUCAUUUAAUUUUUAAUUAUCCUAUUUAAUACUACUAUCCACCUAAAAAUUCGUGUCAAAAACAAAUAUUGCACCUUGUUUGGGAUGGAGUAUAAUCUAAUAGUUAUUAAUCAAUCGGCAACAUGUUAAUUAGUGACUAUCAGCGCCCAAUG